AUGACUCCAGAAAUCCCCCCAGAUGCUGUUCAGAACAGAAGCCUUUGCAGUUUACCACCGCUGGAGAGAAGGUGCUUGGUGGGAGUCUUUGUGGAAAUAAUUGUCUCUCCUAGCCAGUUCUACAUCCACAUCUGCAGCAGCGAAACAUCUGAUAAACUGCAGGAUAUGAUGGUUGAGAUGAGACACUGUUACUCAAAUAAACUUGUUUCUGAUCGUUAUAUCAUGCCUGAGUCUUCAGUACAGCCUGGACAGCUUUGCUGUGUAGCAAUCUCAAAAUGGUGGUACCGUGUUAUCAUCCACCGUGUGAUCAAUGACAAAGAUGUAGAGGUUUUCUACCCGGAUUACGGAAACCUCGAAAUUGUCCGAAAGUCUUGGCUGAGAUUCCUCAAGUGGUGUUACUUGAAGCUUCCUGCUCAGGCCAUCCCAUGUUCCUUGGCAUGGGUAAAACCCGUGGAGGGUAUGUGGUCCAGUGCAGCAACUCUCCUAUUUAAGAACCUGUGUAGUUCCAAGAUACUUGUGGGCAUUGUGGAUGAAUAUGUCAAUGGCAUUUUGCAUCUUUUCCUGUGUGACACAUCCACUAAGGAGGAUGUCUACUUCCACUGUGUCUUGAAGGAUAAAGGAUAUGCUGACAUCUGCGGAAAUAACAUUCCUUCUGAGGGAUUCAAGGAACUGAAUCCUUUGGCCUUGUAUGUUCAGCCCAGUGAGAAGUGGGAGAAUGCUGAACUGGUGGAACCAGAUCUUUGCUUGCAGCAGGAGUCUCUAGAUGCAGAUAGUGCAACAGCAACUUCAAAGCUGGUUGGGGAUGAACUGUGUGAUCAGCAAUGGCACCUGUCUGAUAAGGAGGAGACACAAGAUGAUGUGCAGCCAUUUUUGGAGGAAGUGAGUGUCCCAGGAACAACAGAGCAAGACACUGAACUUGCACAGGAGGAUGAAGAGCAAAUGAAGAGCAAAGACCAUCCCGGGGGUCUUGCAGUUAGCCUGUGCUUUGCCAGUGGGCUGUCUGAAAUGGGGCUGUCUCGGAAACUCUGUGUCCCUCCUACCACGCUACCUGCAGUGCUGGCAGCUGCACGCUUAGCCUCUUCCAGUAACUACUUCCACUGGCUCCCCAGCCUGAGAAAAAAGUGCCAGGUCCCUGCCUGUGCUGGCAGACAGAAGGGUGUCAUUACCUGGGAUAUAGUGGAAUGGAUGGAGCAGGAGCUGGAGCCUCCAGACCCCUGGUACGGGGCCGAGUCAGUGGUGACG
Messenger RNA from Nestor notabilis (Kea), 1242 nucleotides. RefSeq names its product tudor domain-containing protein 5-like. The transcript is spliced from 8 exons. The annotation marks the transcript as partial. NCBI's taxonomy places the organism in Eukaryota, Metazoa, Chordata, Aves, Psittaciformes, Psittacidae. The record is from RefSeq and is a predicted model, not a curated record. Gene Ontology annotation, biological process: spermatogenesis.